AAAAGGCAGCCGCUUGAAGCAGCAAAAAAACCAAUCAGCGCGCAGAGGCAGCUACAACAACAAAUAGCAUAAAAACAGAAGCCGCAUAGCCCAAACGCCAGCGAGUCCAGCAGAGUCCGACAGCAGCAGCAGCAGCAGCAGCAGCGUCGCCUCCAUAAUAAUAUUAUCAUUAACAGCAGCAAUAGCAACAACAACAACAACAGCAACAACUGAGUGGGCGUCGACUGGCGUUGGCAAGGACAGCCAGCAAGAGCGACACGAACGUUCAACGUUGGCGUUGGCGUUGACGUCGCCGUCUCCUUCGCCGUCACCGCCGUCAUCGCCGCCACCGUCGCCGUCGCACGGUACGCGAAUCAAUUUCCGUUGCGGUGGCCGUUUUCAGUUUUGAUUUCAUCGUCGCUAGCGCCACGCGUGUCGCGAUUCCCUAAUGGCGCAGCUGCUCGCCCAGCGAAUUAACGCAAGUGCAAGAGAUUGAGACCAAGACCGAGUCCGAGUCCAAGUCCGUUCCGAAAGUUAAGCGAAAACAGCUAAAAGUGAGACCAAAAAGUAACAAACACAAAAAUACAAAAAAAAACUGAGAAAGUAAAGGAGGAGCAAGUGUUCAAAUUUAGGCAUCCUCACGGUUCCGUAUCCUUGUCCGUGACGUGUCGGUCUGUGUCUAGGCAAAACUCAAGUCAAAUGACAGCUAUUCCGUGCUUGGAGCUUGGCCAUCUGUCCGCAGCAACAACAGCGAUGCGACACAGAACCAGCGCCACAAGAAUACGCAAAAGACACUGCCGCUGCAGUGGCCGGCGGCCAGAGACGCAACCAGAGCCGGCGGCACAGCUCGAGCUACCACUGGCUAGCCGCACAGCAGCAGCAACAGCAACAACAACAACAGCAACAACUACAGCAAUUCGACGCACCACAACGACUCCAAAGAACAGCCACGGCCUCAAUCUGAGGCUGAUCGGCGUCACGGCUGCGCUGACAACGGCCGCCGUGCUGCAUACAACGAAUGCGCUGACAGCAACAGUAGGCGCUAUCGAUGCCGUCGCACUGCCACUGCAAGGCACUGCCACGCCCCUGCCCGCCACACACGAUCUAAAUGCCACGCUGUCGAGCGGCACAGCCGGCGCGCUGUUCAACGACAGCAGAUCCACGCUGGAUGCUGGCCUAGCAGCCGCCGACGGCGUCGAGGAUUGGUUCGACGAUGUGUUCUGGCUGAUAAAGGCAUCCGUCAUGCUGCUAAUCAUCAUCGCGGCCAUUUGUGGCAAUCUGCUUGUUAUUAUUUCUGUGAUGCGUGUUAGAAAAUUAAGAGUUAUAACGAAUUACUUUGUAGUCUCCUUAGCCAUGGCUGAUAUAAUGGUCGCUAUUAUGGCCAUGACAUUUAACUUUAGUGUGCAAGUAACUGGGCGCUGGAACUUUAGCCCAUUUCUAUGCGAUCUGUGGAACAGUCUGGACGUGUACUUCUCGACUGCGAGCAUUUUGCAUUUAUGCUGCAUAUCAGUGGAUAGAUACUAUGCGAUUGUGAAGCCGCUCAAGUAUCCGAUUAGCAUGACAAAACGCGUCGUUGGCAUUAUGCUGCUGAACACAUGGAUAUCGCCGGCUUUGCUCUCGUUUCUGCCCAUUUUCAUAGGCUGGUACACGACUGACAAGCACAAGAUAUUUGUGAAGGAGCAUCCCGAACAGUGCUCGUUUGUGGUGAACACAUACUAUGCCAUCAUAUCGAGCUCGAUUUCAUUCUGGAUACCCUGCACCAUAAUGAUUUUCACUUAUCUGGCCAUUUUCCGUGAGGCCAACCGUCAGGAGAAGCAGCUGAUGAUGCGCCAUGGCAAUGCAAUGCUUAUGCACCGCCCAUCGAUGCAGCCAUCAGGCGAGGCGCUGAGUGGCUCGGGCUCAUCGAAAACGUUGACACUGCAUGAGGUCGAGCAGGAGCAUACCCCGACAAAGGACAAACAUUUAAUCAAAAUGAAACGGGAGCACAAGGCCGCACGCACUUUGGGCAUCAUCAUGGGCACCUUCAUACUCUGCUGGCUGCCCUUUUUCCUUUGGUACACGCUCUCCAUGACCUGUGAUGCCUGCCAGGUGCCAGAUAUUGUGGUCUCCAUACUCUUCUGGAUUGGCUACUUCAAUUCCACGCUCAAUCCGCUGAUCUAUGCGUACUUCAAUCGGGACUUCCGAGAGGCCUUCCGCAACACGCUGCUCUGUUUGUUCUGCAACUGGUGGAAGGACCGGCAUAUGCCACUCGACAUUGACAUACGACGCUCCAGUCUGCGCUACGAUCAGCGCGCCAAGAGCGUCUACUCGGAGAGCUAUCUCAACUCGACCACGCCCUCGCAUCGCCGCCAGUCACAGAUGGUCGACAACUUAUAAUACAGGGACGAGGCGCUGCUAACGCCCAUUGCCCAGCAGCAGCAGCGGCUGGCGACUGGCGCCUGCGGCUCCGCGCCUAGCUCCCGGAUGGACAACAAGCCCAAGCCCGGUCUGGGCAAUCUGUCUGCCGAAGAUGUGCAGGAGAUACAGAUUGAGAUACCCAUGGAGUACAUCAACAAAUGGAACAAGAAUAACAAUGCAGCAGCCGCAACGGCCUCCAGUCAUGUGUAA
Messenger RNA from Drosophila hydei, 2586 nucleotides. It is a transcript of the gene Octbeta2R, whose product is annotated as octopamine receptor beta-2R. Gene Ontology annotation, molecular function: octopamine receptor activity. The record is from RefSeq and is a predicted model, not a curated record. Bases 679 to 2355 code for a protein of 558 amino acids. The transcript is spliced from 6 exons. Gene Ontology annotation, cellular component: membrane. Gene Ontology annotation, biological process: adenylate cyclase-activating adrenergic receptor signaling pathway. Lineage: Eukaryota; Metazoa; Arthropoda; Insecta; Diptera; Drosophilidae.